ACCCAAUCCGCGUCUUUCGUUGACCCUUUAGUCAGGUCUUUCAACAAUGGUAAGCUUUAGAAGGUCAAAAUAUUUUAUGACGGACCUCUUUUUCGACGACUCCGUUGUCUUUUCUGCAUAUAUUGCCGUGUUUAUGACGGUUUGGGCGGCAGGUUCCUUCUAUUUCCUCUACUCUACCGCAACCACCGUUGACAAUAUCCUACAAAGAGCGCCAACCAACUGUACAGUUAUAUCAGUCAUGGCCGCUUCUAAGGAUUGGAAUAUCCAUGUAACCUACCCUGUCCCUGGUCAGCCCGAUAACUUCACCGCUCUCCUUGGAAAUACCAAUGCAAACGACAUGUACACUUUGAACCAGACGCUUUCAUGCUUCUAUUCCAUUCAUGACUAUCAUGAAGUGGUGCAAUUCGACGAUGGUUUGAGUGUGGUUUACAUUGUGCUACUGAUGAUGGCAUGUGUAGCGGGUGCAAUAGGUCUCGUAGGGUUGCUCUAUGCCAUGGUUAUGGCCAUAAACUUUCUAUUGAUAUUCUUUGAAGUCAUAUUAUGGAUUGGAGGCACUGUGGUCAACUACGUACUAGAAAAGAUCGACCCCUUUCUAAAGUAUAUAGCAAAACCUCAGGAAGAAUCAACUUCUGCGACACAGAAGCGUUCCAUUUUCACCACGGCCUCUUACUAUCUGACGAUACCCGCUAAAUACUAUCAGGUGGCAGUUGGAGGAAUUCGAAUCUGGAUUCAGGCACGAAAAUCGCAACCAAUGGAUGCGUAUGACAUGGAGGAACAAGCUACGCUAAUAGCUCACGGACACUCUGAUUAUGAUGAUGAGCAAACGACGGUACAUAACAAUCUUACUGAUAAAUCUGACGACGAAGACCGCCAUUCCACAGGGUCUAGUACGCUUUUUGACCGAUAACAGAAUGGUGUCCUGCAUUGACUUUCUUUGACUGCCGUGAGGCAGCUCUUCAUUAUACCACCAAUUUAUCGUCCACUCAUAUCACUAUUUUAUUCAUUUUGUGUCGAUGUUAAAUAAAUACCAAAAAAAACUGCAAGUCUUUCUCAAAA
Molecule: messenger RNA, 1056 nt
Organism: Umbelopsis ramanniana AG
Lineage: Eukaryota; Fungi; Mucoromycota; Umbelopsidomycetes; Umbelopsidales; Umbelopsidaceae
Exons: 1
Coding region: 47-907 (286 amino acids)
Source: RefSeq, a predicted model, not a curated record